GCUGCUUCCAGGCUCGGGUGCCAGGCGGACAUGCGGGCAGCGCGCUGCGUCCUCGCCCUGCUCCUGGCCACCGCCGGGGCGGCGGGAGGGCACGUCUGUGGCAGGGGGCAGUUCCGGUGCCAGAGUGGCGCGUGCAUCUCCUUCCGGUGGGUGUGCGACGGCAGCUCCGAGUGCCCCGACGGCUCGGACGAGUCCCAGGCCACCUGUGCCUCGGUGACCUGCAAGCCCGAGGACUUCAGCUGCGGUGGCCGCCUCAAUCGUUGCAUCCCUCAGUCCUGGAGAUGCGACGGGCAAGUGGACUGUGAGAACGGCUCCGACGAGCUGGGCUGUGCCCCCAGGACGUGCUCGCAGGACGACUUCCGCUGUGGCGAUGGCAAGUGUCUCUCCCGGACGUUCGCCUGCGACGGGGACCGUGACUGCCCCGACGGCUCAGACGAGGCGGCCUGCCCGGUGUCCACGUGCGGCCCUGCCCAGUUCCAGUGCAACAGCUCCACGUGCAUCCCCGAGCUGUGGGCCUGCGACGGCGACCCCGACUGCCCCGACGGCUCGGACGAGUGGCCGCAGCGCUGCGGGGGCCGCGACACGAUGGCCAGGCCGGUCGGCGGCCCCUGCUCCGCCCUGGAGUUCCACUGCGGCAGCGGCGAGUGCAUCCACGCCAGCUGGCGCUGCGACCACGACACGGACUGCAAGGACGGCUCCGACGAGCGGGACUGCGCCGUGCCCACAUGCCGCCCCGACGAGUUCCAGUGCUCAGAUGGGACGUGUGUCCAUGGCAGCCGCCAGUGUGACCAGGCAUAUGACUGCAAGGACCUGAGCGACGAGGUUGGCUGCGUGAACGUGACGCGGUGUGAAGGGCCCGGCAAGUUCAAGUGCCACAGCGGGGAGUGCAUCUCGGCAGACAGGGUGUGCGACUCGGUCAGGGACUGCCGGGACUGGUCGGACGAGCCCAUCAAAGAGUGCGCGACCAACGAGUGCCUGGACCACAACGGCGGCUGCUCCCACAUCUGCAACGACCUCAAGCUCGGCCACGAGUGUCUGUGUCCCGACGGCUUCCGCCUGGUGGGCCAGCGGCACUGCGAGGAUAUUGACGAGUGCGAGGACCCCAGCGCGUGCAGCCAGCUCUGCGUGAACCUGCCGGGCAGCUACAAGUGCGAGUGUGAGGCUGGCUUCCGGGUGGACCCCUACAGCGGAUCCUGCAAGGCCGUGGGGUCCAUCGCCUACCUCUUGUUUACCAACCGGCACGAGGUGAGGAAGAUGACGCUAGACCGCAGCGAGUACACCAGCCUCAUCGCCAACCUCAAGAACGUGGUGGCCCUGGACACCGAGGUGGCCAGCAACAGAGUCUACUGGUCAGACCUGUCCCAGCGCCAGAUCUACAGCGCCCAGAUGGACAAGGCGCAAGGCUUCCACGCCUACGACACGGUCAUCAGCGGGGACCUGCAGGCCCCCGACGGGCUGGCCGUGGACUGGAUCCACGGCAACAUCUACUGGACCGACUCCGUGCUGGGCGCCGUGUCCGUGGCCGACACGCGGGGCUUCAGGAGGAAGACGCUGCUGCGGCAGGAAGGUUCCAAGCCCAGGGACAUCGUGGUGGACCCCGUGCACGGCUUCAUGUACUGGACGGAUUGGGGGACCCCCGCCAAGAUCCAGAAAGGGGGCCUGAAUGGUGUGGACAUCUACUCGCUAGUGACCGAAGACAUCCAGUGGCCCAACGGCAUCACCCUGGAUCUUUCCAGCGGCCGCCUCUACUGGGUGGACUCCAAGUUGCACUCCAUCUCCAGCGUGGACGUCAACGGGGGUAACCGGAAGAAGGUGCUGGAAGACGAGAAAUGGCUGGCGCACCCCUUCUCCUUGGCCAUCUUCGAGGACAAAGUGUUCUGGACCGACGUCAUCAACGAGGCCAUUUUCAGCGCCAACCGCCUCACGGGCUCCGACGUCCACCUGGUGGCCGAGAACCUGCUGUCCCCGGAGGACAUCGUGCUGUUCCACAACGUGACACAGCCGAGCGGCGUCAACUGGUGCGACAUGACGGCCCUCCCCUACGGCGGCUGCCAGUACCUGUGCCUGCCGGCUCCGCAGAUCAACGGCCACUCGCCCAAGUUCACCUGCGCCUGUCCGGAUGGCAUGGCCCUGGCCGAGGACAUGAGGAGCUGCGUCACAGAAGCUGCGGCUGCCAUGUCCACCACCCCCCUGGGGACAGCCCGGUCCACGGCCCUGGGGCCAACGCAGAGCCCGGGCAGCCGGCCGCCUGCCGCCACUGCGCUGCGGCCCACGUCCUCCCGUGGGCUCGGCACCACGCAGGCAGUCACCGUCUCACAGCAAGCCCUCAACAACGUGGACAGCCAAGGCAGCGAGGGGAGACCUAGGCGCGUGGGGGCUCUGUCCAUCGCCCUGCCCAUCGCGCUGCUGGGCCUCCUGGGCUUCGGCGCCUUCCUGGUCUGGAGGAACUGGCGGCUGCGGAACAUCAACAGCAUCAACUUCGACAACCCCGUGUACCAGAAGACCACCGAGGACGAGGUGCACAUCUGCCGCAGCCAGGAGGGUUACACGUACCCGUCGCGGCAGAUGGUCAGCGUGGAGGAUGACAUGGCCUGAGACGCCCACGCUGCGUGGCCUGUCCACCGCUACUGGACACGGCGCGCCAGGAGGACAGUUUGCACGCCCUUGACCCUGAGUGUCCGCGGCUGCCUGCCCACCCGGGCUGUGUGUUAUAUAUUUAUUCGGGAGGCAGAAGGCGGCGCCGGCACCCACCGAGACGCAUGGCGGGCGGGGGACUUCCUGGACGGAAGUGGGUUGGCCGAGGCCAGGCGGGCCGGCCCUUCAUUAACCUCGCCCGUGCCACAUCAGGGUCAGCCUCAGGUCCACCUCUCGUGUCCUCGGAGCCAGGGGACCCUUGAGUCCCUACCAGGAGCCCUUAAUGGUUCAUGAAGUGCCUGAGAACAUCCGGCUGCCUUGCACGUGCAGCCUCCGCCCGAGCCUGCUGUGCACGCACUCUCAUUUUGCACUGUUGCCUGUGGAACGCCGACUGGCGGAUGGCGUGGCUGGCCGGCCGUGCGUGGCGUUGCAGCUUUGCAUCGAGCAGAACUCCAGCCCCGGCCCCACGUGGCGUGCCCACACCGGCCGCUCCUCACGCUUAGAGAAGCCGACACUGUACCGCCCCAGCCCACAUGUACAUAAGCCGUCCCCGUCGAGUCUUGCACUUUGGAGAGACGCUUGUCCCGUGUACAUAUCUAUAAAAACAAGAUCUAUUUAUUUUUGCA
Messenger RNA from Ochotona curzoniae (black-lipped pika), 3260 nucleotides. RefSeq names its product low density lipoprotein receptor (gene LDLR). Bases 31 to 2595 code for a protein of 854 amino acids. Gene Ontology annotation, molecular function: protein binding; calcium ion binding. The transcript is spliced from 18 exons. The record is from RefSeq and is a predicted model, not a curated record. NCBI's taxonomy places the organism in Eukaryota, Metazoa, Chordata, Mammalia, Lagomorpha, Ochotonidae.